Molecule: messenger RNA, 5577 nt
Organism: Maudiozyma barnettii
Lineage: Eukaryota; Fungi; Ascomycota; Saccharomycetes; Saccharomycetales; Saccharomycetaceae
Gene: GSC2
Product: 1,3-beta-glucan synthase GSC2
Exons: 1
Coding region: 1-5577 (1858 amino acids)
Biological process (GO): fungal-type cell wall polysaccharide biosynthetic process; (1->3)-beta-D-glucan biosynthetic process
Cellular component (GO): 1,3-beta-D-glucan synthase complex; plasma membrane
Molecular function (GO): 1,3-beta-D-glucan synthase activity
Source: RefSeq, a predicted model, not a curated record
AUGUCUGGCCCUCCAAAUGAUGAUUCUUUACAGGAUCAUCAGGAACAACAAAGGUAUGAUCAAUAUGGUCAACCUAUUGGUCCUGACACGAGUAUAGACAACCACUAUAUGGAAAACACAUUUGAUGAUUCGAAUAACGACGCUUAUUAUAACGAUAACUUACGUCCUCCGCACAAUAUUCCAAAUGACGAAACUUAUUCUGAUUUUAGUAGUUACAGAGAAUCAAGUCAACCACAAUCGACUCAACCUCCAAAUUAUAACAGUUACACACCAUCGCAAAUGAGUUACGGAGACCAAAGAUCAAACUCUAUGGUUUUUAACCAACCUGAAGGGAUGGCGAAUUUGUUUCCAAGAGAUCCAUAUCCAGCAUGGACUGCUGAUCCUGAACAACCUAUUGGUAUUCAACAAAUUGAAGAUAUUUUCAUUGAUUUGACCGAAAAGUUUGGAUUUCAACGUGAUUCCAUGAGAAAUAUGUUCGAUCAUCUUAUGACGUUACUAGAUUCGAGAGCCUCAAGAAUGGCUCCAUCUCAAGCAUUACUAUCUUUACAUGCGGAUUAUAUUGGUGGUGAUACAUCAAAUUAUAAGAAAUGGUAUUUUGCAGCACAAUUGGAUUUAGAUGAUGAUAUUGGAUUUAGAAAUAUUAGUUUAAAUAAAUUGAACAAAAAAUCAAAACGUGCUAAAAAAUCCAAUAAAAAAAUAUUGAAAUCUACUAGAGAAGCAAUCCUAGAUGGUGAUAAUGGUAUUCAAUACGAUGAACAAGAUAUUGACAACGUUUUGAACUCUUUGCAAGGUGAUAAAUCCUUAGAGGCAGCAGAUUUUAGAUGGAAAGUGAAGAUGAAUAGAUUGACCCCAUCUCAGAGAAUCACUCAUCUAGCUUUAUAUUUAUUGACAUGGGGUGAAGCUAACCAAGUUAGAUUCACAUCUGAAUGUUUAUGUUUCAUCUAUAAAUGUGCCCUUGAUUACUUAGAGUCUCCAAUUUCUGAAAACAAAAGAAUUCCAGAAGGUGAUUACUUGAAUAGAGUCAUUACUCCAUUGUAUCGUUUCUUAAGAAAUCAAGUCUAUGAGAUUGAAAACGGUCGUUAUAUAAAACGUGAAAGAGACCACAACAAAGUUAUAGGUUACGAUGAUGUUAAUCAAUUGUUUUGGUACCCAGAAGGUUUAACCAAGAUCAUUUUGUCCAAUGGGAAUAAACUGUUAGACUUGGCUCCAGAGGAAAGAUAUCUGAAUCUUGGUAACAUCAAUUGGGAUAACGUUUUUUUCAAAACUUACAAAGAGACAAGAACUAUGUUCCACAUGUUAACAAAUUUCAAUCGUAUUUGGAUUCUUCAUACAUCUGUCUAUUGGAUGUACUGUGCUUACAAUGCACCAAUCUUUUACACACACAACUAUCAACAAUUGGUUAAUAACAAACCAUUAGCUUCUUACAAGUGGGCAUCUGCCGCUUUAGGUGGUACUGUGGCUUCCGUUAUUCAAUUGGCUGCAACUAUUGCAGAAUGGUGUUUUGUUCCAAGAAAAUGGGCAGGUGCUCAACAUUUGACAACUAGGUUCGCAUUUAUUUGUGUUAUCUUAGGUAUUAAUAUUGCUCCAAUCGCGUGGGUAUUCGCUUAUGACAGUGACACCGAAAGUAGUAAAAUUGCACAUAUUGUCGCAGCUGUGUUCUUUUUCGUUGCAGUCGCUACUAUUGUAUUCUUUUCCGUUAUGCCACUGGGUGGGUUAUUCACUUCUUAUAUGAAUAGAAGCUCUAGAAGGUACGUUUCUUCACAAACUUUUACAGCAUCAUUUGCUCCUUUACAUGGUUGGGAUAGAUUACUUUCUUACGGUGUUUGGAUUUGUGUGUUCGGUGCUAAAUAUGCAGAAUCAUACUAUUUCUUGAUCCUUUCUCUAACAGAUCCUAUUAGAAUUUUAGCACCAAUGAGUAUGAGAUGUACUGGUGAUUAUUGGAUUAGUAACAGAUUGUGUAAACAUCAGCCACAAAUUACUUUAGGUUUGAUGAUGGCUACUGAUUUUAUCCUGUUUUUCCUAGAUACUUAUCUAUGGUAUAUUAUUAUCAACACCAUUUGUUCCGUUGGGAAAUCUUUUUACAUGGGUAUGUCUGUAUUGACUCCUUGGAGAAAUAUUUUUACUAGACUACCAAAGAGAAUUUACAUAAAAUUAUUGGCCACUGAAGAGAUGUCAAUUAAGUAUAAACCAAAGGUGUUAAUCUCUCAAGUUUGGAAUGCCAUAAUUAUCUCGAUGUACAGAGAACAUCUAUUGGCCAUUGACCAUGUUCAAAAAUUGUUAUAUCAUCAAGUUCCAUCAGAUGUUGCAGGAAAGAGAACUUUAAGAGCUCCAACUUUCUUUAUGUCUCAAGCUAAAGAACAUGCUAAUACUGAAUUUUUCCCACAUGACUCUGAGGCUGAACGUCGUAUUUCCUUUUUCGCACAAUCUUUGAUCUGUCCAAUCCCUUCACCGGUCUCUGUUGAUAACAUGCCAACUUUCACUGUGUUGACUCCUCAUUAUUCUGAAAGAAUUUUGUUGUCACUAAGAGAAAUUAUCCGUGAAGAUGAUCAAUUUUCUAGAGUCACAUUAUUAGAAUACUUGAAACAAUUGCACCCUGUCGAGUGGGAUUGUUUUGUUAAGGAUACUAAGAUUCUGGCAGAUGAAACUGCGGCAUAUGAAGGUGUCACUGAAGAAGCAGCUGAAAAGGAUGAUAACACGAAGGCUAAAAUCGACGAUUUACCAUUUUAUUGUAUUGGUUUCAAAUCAGCUGCACCUGAAUACACUUUACGUACUCGUAUCUGGGCAUCGUUGAGAUCCCAAACUUUGUAUCGUACUGUAUCUGGUUUUAUGAACUACUCAAGAGCUAUUAAACUGUUAUACCGUGUGGAGAAUCCUGAGAUUGUCCAAAUGUUCGGUGGUAACGCUGAAGGUUUAGAGAGAGAGUUAGAGAAAAUGACCAGAAGAAAAUUCAAGUUUUUGGUAUCCAUGCAGAGAUUGGCCAAGUUUAAACCACAUGAAUUAGAAAAUGCUGAAUUUUUAUUAAGAGCUUACCCAGAUUUACAGAUUGCUUAUUUGGAUGAAGAACCACCAUUACACGAAGGCGAUGAACCAAGAAUCUUUUCAGCUUUGAUAGAUGGUCACUGUGAAGUCCUAGAAAAUGGUCGUAGACGUCCAAAGUUUAGAGUUCAAUUAUCUGGUAACCCAAUCUUGGGUGAUGGUAAAUCUGAUAAUCAAAAUCAUGCCCUUAUUUUCUACAGAGGUGAAUAUAUUCAACUGAUCGAUGCUAAUCAAGAUAAUUAUUUAGAAGAAUGUUUAAAGAUUAGAUCCAUUUUAGCUGAAUUCGAAGAAUUAAACGUUGAACAAGUUAACCCUUAUGCUCCACAUAUCAAAUAUGUUGAUCAAACCAAUAACCAUCCUGUGGCAAUCGUUGGUGCCAGAGAAUAUAUUUUCUCUGAAAACUCCGGUGUUUUAGGUGAUGUCGCUGCUGGUAAGGAACAAACAUUUGGUACUUUAUUUGCUCGUACAUUGGCUCAAAUUGGUGGUAAAUUACAUUAUGGUCAUCCGGAUUUUGUUAACGCUACAUUCUUAACAACAAGAGGUGGUGUCUCCAAGGCACAAAAGGGUCUACAUUUGAACGAAGAUAUUUAUUCUGGUAUGAAUGCUUUACUUCGUGGUGGGCGUAUUAAACAUUGUGAAUAUUAUCAAUGUGGUAAAGGUAGAGAUUUAGGUUUUGGUACUAUUUUGAAUUUCACAACAAAGAUUGGUGCUGGUAUGGGUGAACAAAUGCUUUCCCGUGAAUACUACUAUCUAGGUACUCAAUUGCCUAUCGAUCGUUUCUUAUCAUUUUAUUAUGCGCAUCCUGGUUUCCAUUUGAACAAUUUCUUCAUUCAAUUAUCUUUGCAAAUGUUCAUGCUAACACUAGUAAACUUGCACUCUUUAGCACAUGAAUCUAUUAUUUGUUCAUAUGACAGAAAUAAGCCAAUUACUGAUGUUUUAUAUCCAAUUGGUUGUUAUAAUUUAGAGCCUGUUAUUGAUUGGGUUAGACGUUACACUCUAUCCAUCUUCAUUGUUUUCUUUAUUGCAUUUGUUCCGUUAGUUGUUCAAGAAUUGAUUGAACGUGGUGCUUGGAAGGCUACUUUUAGAUUCUGGCGUCAUAUUUUCUCUUUGUCACCUAUGUUUGAAGUUUUUGCAGGACAAAUUUAUUCUGCUUCUCUAAUGAGCGAUUUGACAGUUGGUGGUGCCCGUUAUAUUUCUACUGGUAGAGGUUUCGCUACAUCGCGUAUCCCAUUCUCCAUCUUAUAUUCUAGAUUUGCUGGUUCUGCAAUUUAUAUGGGUGCUAGAUCUAUCUUAAUGUUAUUAUUUGGUACAGUUGCACAUUGGCAAGCUCCAUUACUAUGGUUCUGGGCUUCCUUAGCUUCUUUGAUUUUCUCACCAUUCAUUUUCAAUCCACAUCAAUUAUCCUGGGAUGAUUUCUUCUUAGAUUACAGAGAUUUCGUUAGGUGGAUGUCAAGAGGUAACAGUAAAUACCAUAGAAAUUCAUGGAUUGGUUAUGUUAGAAUGUCGAGAUCUCGUGUAACUGGUUUCAAACGUAAAUUAAUUGGUGAUGAGUCUGAGAAGGCUAUCGGUGAUGCAAGCAGAGCCCAUAGAGUAAACUUGAUUCUUACCGAGAUUAUCCCAUUAAUUAUUUAUUCUGCUGGUUGUUUCAUUUCUUUUACUUUUAUUAAUGCUCAAACAGGUGCAAAGACUACUGAUGAUGAUAAGGUUAACUCUAUUUUAAGAAUUAUUAUCUGUACAUUAGGUCCAAUUGCUUUGAAUAUGGCUACAUUAGCCUUCUGCAUGUCAAUUUCAUGUUGUUCAAGUGCAAUGUUUGGUUCAUGUUGUAAAAACCCAAGUUCUGGUGUUGCUGCGUUUGCCCAUGGUGUUGCUGUAGUUGGUCACGUUGGUUCAUUCAUUGUGAUGUGGAUUCUAGAGGGUUUCAGUUUUGUCAAGAUGAUUAUUGGUGUUGUAACUUGUAUACAAUUACAAAGAUUAAUUUUCCAAUGUAUGACUGUCUUCCUAUUAUCUCGUGAAUAUAAGAAUGAUCAUUCAAACACAGCAUUCUGGAAUGGUCAAUGGAGUACUACAGGUUCUGCAUUUACACAAGCAUGUCGUGAAUACACUGCUAAGAUCAUUGAAAUGUCUGAAUUUGCUGCUGAUUUUGUAUUAGGUCAUGUUAUUUUAAUAUGUCAUGCACCAUUAUUGGUUAUACCAGGCAUUGAUACAUUACAUUCUAUUAUGUUGUUCUGGUUGAAACCAUCUCGUCAAAUCCGUCCACCAAUUUUUUCAUUGAAACAAACACGUUUACGUAAACGUAUGGUUAGAAAAUACAUGGCCCUUUACGUUUUAAUUCUGGUAUUAUUUGCCGGUUGUAUUAUUGGUCCAGCUGUUGCUGCAUCUCAUGUUCCUGCAAGAUUGGCUCCAAAUUUGACCGGUGCGGGUCGUAACUUAUUCCAACCAAGAGGUGUUGAUCAAAACGAUACAGGUGUGGGUAUGUCUACAUAUAGUGGACAUUAUUUUACUCAAACACCAAGUAUGGUAACUUGGAACACUAUCAAUUAG